Messenger RNA from Nerophis lumbriciformis (worm pipefish), 1801 nucleotides. NCBI's taxonomy places the organism in Eukaryota, Metazoa, Chordata, Actinopteri, Syngnathiformes, Syngnathidae. The record is from RefSeq and is a predicted model, not a curated record.
CGUCCAGCAGCUGAUCGGUAAUCCAGAAGAAGUUACCCCUCAGUUAGCGGGGAGCUACACUUUGAAGCAGGAGACUCCACAACCACCCUGCAUUAAAAAGGAAGAGGAGGAACUCUGCAUCACUCAGGAGGGAGAGUGUCUUCUAGGACGAGAGGAAGCUGAUUACACCAAGUUUCCACUGAGUAUUCUCUCUGUGAAGACUGAAGAUGAUGAAGAGAAACCACAAGUAGACAACCUCUUAGCUCCACUAUCAGAUAGUGAGGCUGAAGACGAGGUUGAAGUAACUUUGAGCAGCGAUAAAGACUGUGAAGGUGAUAUGAGGACUCACACUGACAACAAACACUCUGAAUGCUCUACAAAGAAGAGAGGUAAAACAUGUUUGAGCUGCUCAGUUUGUGCUGAAAGUUUUACUCAAAAGAGCAGUUUGACUCGACACAUGAAAACACACACAGGUGAAAAACCAUUCAGUUGUUCAGUUUGUGCCAAAAGCUUUUCUCGAAAAUGUGGUUUGACUCAACACAUGAGAACACACACAGGAGAAAAAACAUUUAAUUGUUCAGUUUGUGGCAAAAGCUUUUCUCAAAAUAGCUGUUUGACUCGACACAUGAGAACACACGCAGGAGAAAAACCAUGUACUUGUUCAGUUUGUGGCAAAGGCUUUUCUCAAAAUAGCUAUUUGACUCUACACAUGAGAACACACACAGGUGAAAAACCAUUUAAUUGUUCGGUUUGUGCCAAAAGCUUUUCUCAAAAUAACAAUUUGUCUAAACACAUGAGAACACACACAGGUGAAAAAACAUUUAAUUGUUCAGUUUGUGGCAUAAGCUUUUCUCAAAAUAGCUGUUUGACUCGACACAUGAGAACACACGCAGGAGAAAAACCAUGUACUUGUUCAGUUUGUGGCAAAGGCUUUUCUCAAAAUAGCUAUUUGACUCUACACAUGAGAACACACACAGGUGAAAAACCAUUUAAUUGUUCAGUUUGUGGCGAAAGCUUUUCUCAAAAUAACUAUUUGUCUAAACACAUGAGAACACACACAGGUGAAAAACCAUUUAAUUGUUCAGUUUGUGGCAUAAGCUUUUCUCAAAAUAGCUGUUUGACUCGACACAUGAGAACACACGCAGGAGAAAAACCAUGUACUUGUUCAGUUUGUGGCAAAGGCUUUUCUCAAAAUAGCUAUUUGACUAAACACAUGAGAACACACACAGGUGAAAAACCAUUUAGUUGUUCAGUUUGUGGCAACAGCUUUUCUCAAAAUAGCAAUCUGACUCAACACAUGAGAACACACACUGGACAAAAAUCAUUUAGUUGUUCAGUGUGCUGUAAAAGGUUCUCACGUAAUGCAGACGCAGUAAAACACAUGAGAACACACAAGGGAAAAUAACCAAUUAGUUGUUUAGUUUGUGGUAUGUUGCUCAUAUGUGGCGACAUCCACCCUACCCAGGACCUCCUCACUGCUUCUUUCACAAAUAUCUGAGGUAUUCAUACAAACUUGGAUUAUUUGAAGCAUAAUCUUAUCUACUCAUGACCCCAUGUCUUCUCUGUAUCUGAAACCUUCCUGAACAGUAAGAUAGAUGAUGCUUCAAGUGCUUGGUUACUCCUUCUUCAGUCCAGGGACCUGGGGCCUCAUGUGUCAAGUUUGUACACGCUCAAAAACCUGCACUACACCCUUUUUCACUGCAAAAUUGAGAUGUAUCAAAACUGACUAACGCAUAAGUGAUGCUGGGUAACUGUUUGCAUAACAAAUUGCCAACUUUUACUCCUCAGACUGAUUGAUGUGCAAAUCAGAGACAUAUGAACA